Messenger RNA from Cuscuta campestris, 844 nucleotides. The record is from the annotation of a GenBank genome assembly. NCBI's taxonomy places the organism in Eukaryota, Viridiplantae, Streptophyta, Magnoliopsida, Solanales, Convolvulaceae.
CUCUACCCACCAAAUUCCGCACACAAUCUAAAGUUCACAAGGACUCUAGAUUAACAUUCAUUUUUACGUUUUCAAAAGAAACGAAAAAGAUUUUAAAUCUGUAACAAAGUCUAUUCACCCCCCCUCUAGACUUUGUAUUUCACCACUUUGGGACCACCAAUUGGUAUCGGAGCCAACUUCUCACUAUCUAAGCUUAGAUUAACGAGAAGCGAUCAUAAUGGUGAACAAUAUGGAUCACGGUUUGCCCAAGUUUUCUCUCUUAGGUUAUGAUGAUUGGAAGAUCAUGAUGGAAGCACAUCUCUACGCUCUACAUGACUGCAUGUGGAUGGUGCUUGAGGAUGGCCCCUUGAAAAUCCAAAUGGAGAAUCCUGAGAGGAAUCUAGCAACUCCUGAUGCAAUCCAGUACAUUCCAAAGCUCAAGGAAAAAUGGGAUGAUAGAGAUUGCCUUGGGAAGCUAUGUGAGGGAUCAGAGGACUUGAGAAAGCAAAAGAUAGAAGUUCUACUUGAGAAGUUCAAAGGCUUCAAAAUGCUUCCUGGAGAAUCAUUUGAUAUGUUGGAUGAAAGGUUCCACAAAAUCUUGAAUGAUCUUGCCUCACUUAACCACGUUCUCUCUCCCAAAGAAAAGAAUGUAAGGUUGCUGAGAUUACUCCCAACUGAGUGGUACACCAAAGCCACAGCCAUGGAAGAAGGAAGAAACCUGGAAAACUACACUGUUCAAGGUCUCCUUGAUGAACUCAGAACCUAUGAGCACGAGCUGAAAAAGAAGAAGGAAGAACAAGUCACUCCCUUCCCCACGGCAUUGAUGACAACUUCAAGAAUUCCAUCAAGUGAAGGGACAUGCACA